Thlaspi arvense is the source of this 2556-nucleotide messenger RNA. The record is from the annotation of a GenBank genome assembly. Lineage: Eukaryota; Viridiplantae; Streptophyta; Magnoliopsida; Brassicales; Brassicaceae.
AUGGGUCUUGGUUUCUGGGGUUAUGCACUGAUUCUUCCUCUGUUCUUGAAGCAAUUUUCUUGCCAAGAACCAAACACAGAUGGUUUCUUUGUCUCUGAUUUCUUCAAACAAAUGGGUUUAAGCUCUUCUCAAGCUUACAACUUCUCUGCUCCCUUCUGUUCAUGGCAAGGCUUGUUCUGUGAUUCUCAGAACGAGCAUGUGAUUGUGUUAAUUGCUUCUGGAAUGGGUUUAUCUGGUCCAAUCCCUGACACAACCAUUGGUAAACUCAGCAAGCUCCAAUCUUUGGAUCUCAGCAACAACAAAAUCUCUGCUUUGCCAUCUGAUUUCUGGAGUUUGAACACUUUGAAGAGUCUCAACCUCUCCUUCAACCAGAUCUCUGGGUCUUUCCCUAGCAAUGUUGGAAACUUUGGGCAGCUUGAGUCCCUUGACAUCUCUCACAACAAUUUCUCUGGUCAAAUCCCUGAAGCUGUGGAUUCUCUUGUUAGCUUGAGAGUCUUGAACCUUGAUCACAAUGGGUUUCAGAUGUCAAUACCAAGAGGACUUCUCGGUUGUCAAUCUCUGGUUUCCAUUGAUCUCUCCUCUAACAGGCUUGAAGGGUCUCUACCUGAUGGGUUUGGCUCUGCAUUUCCAAAGCUCAAAACUUUGAACCUUGCAGGAAACAAGAUUCAUGGCAGGGACACAGAUUUUGCUGAUAUGAGAUCCAUCACUUCUCUCAACAUUUCAGGGAAUCAGUUUGAAGGUUCUGCAACAAGUUUAUUCAAGGAGUGUCUUGAGGUGGCUGAUCUCAGCAGAAACCGGUUUCAAGGUCAUAUCUCUCAGGUAGACUCCAACUGGUUUAGUUUGAUAUACCUUGACUUGUCUGAGAAUGAGCUAAGUGGAGAUAUCUUCAAGAAUCUGACACUGCUAAAGAAGCUUAAGCACUUGAAUCUUGCUUGCAAUAGAUUCAACAGAGGGGUGUUUCCGAGGAUCGAGAUGCUUUCUGGUUUAGAGUAUCUUAACUUGUCAAACACAAACCUUUCUGGUCACAUACCUGAAGAGAGCUCAGAGCUGAGUGAUUUGAGCACACUAGAUGUCUCUCGAAACCAUCUAUCAGGACAUAUACCGAUCUUGAGCAUCAAGAACCUCGUGGCUAUCGAUGUUUCGAGGAACAAUUUGACUGGAGAGAUACCAAUCUCUAUCCUUGAGAAGCUCCCUUGGAUGGAGAGAUUCAACUUCUCUUUCAACAACUUAACACUGUGUACCGGAAAAUUCUCACCGGAAACUCUGAUCAGAUCCUUCUUUGGCUCUACAAGCAGCUGCCCUAUCGCUGCAAACCCGACGCUCUUCAAGAGAAGACGAUCAGCCACUGGAGUACUCAAGCUGGCUUUGGCAGUGACGCUUUCCGCUAUGUUCUUGCUCAUAGCAGCACUGGUCUUUGUAGCAUUUGGCCGCAGAAAGAAACCAAAAUCCGGCGAAGCCAAAGAUGUCUCGUUCAAGGAGGAACAAAGCAUUUCAGGUCCAUUCUCUUUCCAAACAGAUUCCACUACAUGGGUUGCUGAUGUCAAGCAGGCAAAUGCUGUUCCAGUGGUUAUCUUUGAGAAGCCAUUGUUGAACAUCACGUUCUCUGAUCUCUUGUCCGCAACUUCGAAUUUCGACAGAGACACUCUCUUAGCGGACGGUAAGUUCGGUCCUGUUUACAGAGGUUUCCUCCCCGGUGGGAUUCACGUAGCUGUCAAAGUUUUGGUCCACGGCUCAACUCUUAGUGACCAAGAAGCAGCGAGAGAGCUCGAGUUUCUUGGAAGAAUCAAGCACCCGAAUCUUGUUCCUUUAAUCGGAUAUUGCAUAGCCGGUGAUCAAAGAAUCGCUAUUUACGAGUACAUGGAGAAUGGUAACUUGCAAAACCUGCUUCACGAUCUACCGUUUGGCGUUCAGACAACAGAUGAUUGGAGCACUGAUACAUGGGAAGAAGAAGAUGACAAUGGAAUCCAAAACAUAGGGCAUGAGGGUCCCGUGGCGACAUGGCGGUUUAGGCACAUGAUAGCACUUGGAACCGCCCGAGCAUUGGCCUUUCUUCACCACGGUUGUUCACCGCCAAUGAUCCAUAGGGAUGUGAAAGCUAGUAGUGUGUAUCUUGACCAGAAUUUGGAGCCAAGAUUAUCCGAUUUCGGUUUAGCUAAAGUCUUUGGAAGUGGACUAGACGAUGAGAUCACCAACGGCUCACCCGGUUAUCUCCCUCCCGAGUUCUUGCAAACCGAACACGAGAUGCCGACACCGAAGUCUGAUGUCUAUUGCUUUGGAGUGGUUCUGUUUGAGCUGAUCACAGGGAAAAAGCCUGUUGAAGAUGAGUAUCUUGAUGAGAAAGAUACAGACUUGGUGAGUUGGGUUCGAAGUUUGGUUAGGAAGAACCAAGGAUCAAAAGCUAUUGAUCCCAAAAUCCAAGAGACAGGCUCAGAAGAUCAGAUGGAAGAAGCUCUCAAGAUUGGAUACCUUUGUACUGCUGAUCUUCCUUCAAAGCGGCCAAGUAUGCAGCAAGUCGUGGGUCUUCUUAAAGAUAUCGAACCUAAACAUAAUCAAUGA